AUGGCCAGAAGGAUUCUUGACCAGGAGGAGAAUGGGGGAUGUGAAAUGGGGGUGAAAAUAACAGAGAACUCUGGAAACAGAGAGCUGCAGCUGAUGAAAGCAAUGGCUUCAGGGAAAGUUAAGAACUGUUACGUAGCAGUUCUUCGGUUUGGAGUCCAAGAUUUCAUACUUGGUACUGAGAAGAUGAGAAAUACGGUAUCAGUGACCAUCUGUGAAAAGUCAGAUGAGAUUCCCUAUGUCAUUUGGGUUCUUCGUCCUCGUGAGUUCUGGCGCCUUGACUACUGGGAAGAUGACUUGCGGCGCCGGCGACGAUUUGUGCGUAACCCCCUUGGAUCGACACAUCCUGAAGCGACACUGAAAGCAGCCGGAGAACAUGCUCCUGAUGAGGAUAUACUUGUCAAAGGAAAGCAGUCCAUCAAGAGUCAAGUUUUGGGAAAUCAGAACUCAGAAAGUGAGAUUCUCUUGGAAGGCGAUGACGAUAUCAUGUCAUUCAUGGAGGAAAGAGAAGUGGAGAACUUAACGGGUCCAGUUGCCCUAAGCACACCAGCUCAGCUCGUGGCACCCUCAGUGGUAGUGAAAGGCACUCUUUCCAUCACUCUUUGUGAGCUCUACUUUGAGGUGGAUGAAGAAGAUCCCAGUUUUAAGAAAAUCGACCCGAAGAUUCUGGCAUAUACAGAAGGACUCCAUGGAAAAUGGCUCUUUUCAGAGAUUCGAUCUAUCUUUUCCCGACGUUACCUUUUGCAAAACACAGCACUGGAGAUAUUCAUGGCAAACAGAGUGGGUGUCAUGUUCAACUUUCCUGACCAAGCAACAGUAAAGAAAGUGGUUAACUGUCUACCUCGUGUCGGUAUUGGCACUAUCUUUGGACUACCCCAGACAAGACGCAUUUCUUUGGCUAGUCCACGACAGAUUUUCAGAGCUUCCAAUAUGACCCAGCGAUGGCAACACCGAGAAAUUUCCAACUUUGAAUACCUGAUGUUUCUAAACACUAUAGCAGGGCGAACUUACAAUGAUUUAAAUCAGUACCCUGUCUUCCCCUGGGUUAUCACCAACUAUGAAUCAGAGGAGUUGGACCUUACACUUCCUAGCAACUUCAGGGAUUUGUCAAAGCCUAUUGGAGCUUUGAACCCAAAGAGAGCAGCGUACUUUGCUGAGAGAUAUGAAUCAUGGGAAGAUGAUCAGGUUCCAAAAUUUCACUAUGGCACACAUUAUUCAACUGCAAGUUUUGCACUCACAUGGUUAUUAAGAAUUGAACCCUUUACAACACUUUUCCUAAAUCUACAAGGUGGGAAGUUUGAUCAUGCGGACAGAACUUUUUCAUCUAUUUCAAGAGCAUGGCGCAAUAGUCAGCGUGACACUUCUGAUAUCAAGGAAUUGAUUCCUGAAUUCUAUUACCUCCCAGAGAUAUUUGUCAACAGCAACAAUUACAAUCUGGGAGUGAUGGAUGAUGGAACGGUUGUGUCUGAUGUUGAACUUCCACCAUGGGCCAAAACCCCAGAAGAAUUUGUUCGCAUAAAUAGGCUGGCAUUAGAAAGCGAGUUUGUUUCCUGCCAGCUUCACCAGUGGAUUGAUCUGAUUUUUGGCUACAAACAGCAAGGGCCAGAGGCUGUUCGGUCCCUGAAUGUAUUCUACUAUUUGACUUACGAAGGAGCUGUUAAUUUAAGUUCAAUAACGGAUCCCAUAUUGAGAGAGGCUGUUGAAGCUCAAAUACGAAGUUUUGGACAGACCCCUUCCCAACUGCUCAUAGAACCACAUCCUCCAAGAAGUUCUGCCAUGCAGGUGAGUCCGUUGAUGUUCACAGACCAAGCUCAACAGGACGUUAUCAUGGUUCUAAAGUUCCCAUCCAACUCCCCUGUCACUCAUGUAGCAGCCAACACCCAGCCUGGUCUGGCCACUCCUGCUGUGAUCACAGUUACUGCAAAUAGGCUAUUUGCUGUAAACAAGUGGCAUAAUCUUCCUGCUCAUCAAGGUGCUGUACAAGACCAGCCUUACCAGCUGCCAGUGGAAAUCGAUCCUCUCAUAGCCAGCAACACAGGUAUGCACAGAAGGCAAAUCACUGACCUCUUAGACCAAAGCAUUCAGGUACAUUCCCAGUGUUUUGUCAUCACCUCUGAUAAUCGAUACAUCUUGGUCUGUGGCUUCUGGGAUAAGAGUUUCCGAGUUUAUUCUACCGACUCAGGUAAACUGAUACAAGUAAUAUUUGGACACUGGGACGUUGUAACCUGUCUUGCUCGGUCUGAGUCCUAUAUUGGAGGAAAUUGUUACAUUCUCUCAGGAUCGCGUGAUGCAACGUUGCUGCUCUGGUACUGGAAUGGCAAAACCAGUAUCAUUGGUGAUAACCCAAGAGGUGAUUUUGCAACUCCGCGAGCUAUUUUGACAGGACAUGACUAUGAGAUCACCUGUGCUACCAUUUGUGCUGAACUUGGCCUGGUAAUAAGUGGUUCAAAAGAAGGACCAUGUCUCAUACAUUCUAUGAAUGGAGAUCUACUGAGGACAUUAGAAGGUCCUGAAAACUGUCUGAGACCAAAACUUAUUCAAGCUUCAAGAGAAGGCCACUGUGUCAUAUAUUAUGAAAAUGGCCUCUUCUGUGUAUUCAGUGUGAAUGGGAGACUUCAAGCCACUAUGGAAACAGAUGACAAGAUAAAGGCAAUUCAACUGAGUCGCGAUGGACAGUAUCUGCUUACAGGUGGAGACAAUGGAGUUGUCAUGGUGUGGCAGAUGUGGGACCUCAAGCAGCUUUUUGCUUACCCAGGGUGUGAUGCUGGAAUCCGAUCCAUGGCCCUGUCGUAUGACCAAAGGUGUAUAAUGACUGGCAUGGCAUCUGGGAGCAUAGUGGUUUUCUACAACGACUUCAAUCGCUGGCACCACGAGUAUCAAACCAGAUACUGAUCUUCCCUGAGACGGAGAUGAGCACUGAUGUGGGCAGCUGUUGUCAGAAGGAAAUGGAACGCAGCACGCCGCCCUCGGUGUCUGGCCCCAGCAUUGCUCCUUAUAAAUAGCUGUAUUACAUCUGAAUGUAACUUAAAUCUGCUGGAAGAAGCAACCUAUUUUUUAAAGUUAAUUGCUAUUUUUGUAGACCUUGCUUGACUUUUUUGG
Messenger RNA from Egretta garzetta (little egret), 3096 nucleotides. RefSeq names its product LPS responsive beige-like anchor protein (gene LRBA). The transcript has 23 exons. Gene Ontology annotation, molecular function: protein kinase binding. Gene Ontology annotation, biological process: intracellular protein localization. Gene Ontology annotation, cellular component: membrane; cytosol. Bases 1 to 2889 code for a protein of 962 amino acids. The record is from RefSeq and is a predicted model, not a curated record. Lineage: Eukaryota; Metazoa; Chordata; Aves; Pelecaniformes; Ardeidae.